Molecule: messenger RNA, 1815 nt
Organism: Penicillium soppii
Lineage: Eukaryota; Fungi; Ascomycota; Eurotiomycetes; Eurotiales; Aspergillaceae
Product: MDR family MFS transporter
Exons: 1
Coding region: 1-1815 (604 amino acids)
Biological process (GO): transmembrane transport
Molecular function (GO): transmembrane transporter activity
Source: RefSeq, a predicted model, not a curated record
AUGGCGACUAUGGUAUCGAAAACGGAAUGCGUGAUGAACGAGCCGGUGAUGGAAGGUCUGCCUCCUCAAGUUCGAUUUCGCGGUGGCCUAGAGGGACAAAACAAACAACCACAUGAAGCAAGACACGAGCACGAAGCACCAGUACCACACCUCGAGGGGCUCGUUCCCUCCAAAAGAAAGCCAUGGCGAUUCUGGGCUGUCUUUCCAGCGCUGUGUAUGACCACUUUUCUUUCGGCUUUGGACACGUCCAUUCUCUCGACCGCCCUACCCACUAUCGCUCUUGAUAUUGGGGCUGGGGAAUCCUACAUGUGGAUUACAAACUCCUACAUCCUCUCGUCGACGGUGGUUCUGCCACUAUUCGGUCAAAUGGCCAAUAUUUUCGGCCGCCGAUGGCUUAUGAUCAUAUCAGUGGUCAUUUUCGCCAUGGGGAGCGCCAUGGCUGGCGCAGCAAAUAACACGAGUCUGAUCAUUGUGGGACGAACCAUCCAGGGCGUCGGUGGGGGUGGCAUCAACACGCUUGUGGAUAUUGUGAUCUGCGACCUUGUCCCUCUUCGACAGCGAGGAAAAUAUGUAGCUCUUAUGGCAGCCGUGUGGGCGGUGGGGACAGUAGUUGGCCCAGUGCUGGGUGGUGCCUUCGCUCAGUACGUAUCGUGGCGCUGGGUCUUCUACAUCAACUUGCCUUUGAGUGCCGCUUCAAUCAUACUACUUGUGCUAUUUCUUCGCGUUUCGCACCCACGUGGUAGUGGUACCAUAUUGCAUCAGCUUUUGCGUAUUGAUUACAUUGGCAACGCCAUUCUUACGGCCACCGUGGUCUCGGUACUACUGGCGCUCAGUUGGGCAGGGAUUGAUUACCCCUGGAGCUCAUGGCGCAUCCUUGUCCCCCUGAUAUUAGGACUUGCAGGUUUAUUUCUCUUCUAUGCCCAUCAACGGUCACGGUUCUGCCGCGAGCCUUCUAUUCCGAUCCAGUUGUUCUCGAGUGCAACGGCUGUUUGUGCACUGUGGAUAGCUUUUAUUCAAUCUGUAUUGCUAUACUGGGUCGGGUAUUUCCUUCCGAUCUAUUUCCAGGCAAUCCGCAGCUCGACCGCCACAGAAUCCGGACUAUUUGUGCUUCCGAUCACUGCUGCCAUUGCACCCCUUGGUAUCAUUACCGGCGUCUUGAUUGCCGCCACGGGCAAAUACCGGGCUUAUCACUUCCUGGGUUAUAUAUGUCUCACGAUCGCCACUGGCUUGUUCUCUCUGUUGGACGAUCAAUCACCCGCCCGCGAAUGGGCCGGCUUCCAAGUACUAUUCGGCGCGGGCUCGGGAAUGAUCUUUUCUAGUACUUUACCCCCUAUCCAGGCAUCUCUUCCCGAGUCCGAUGUGGCGACUGCAACCUCAACGUGGGCCUUUAUGCGCAGCUUUGGUUGUAUUUGGGGCAUUGCAAUCCCCACCACUGUUUUCAACGCCCGGGUCCAGGAGCUGUUGUAUCGCGUUAGCGAUGUGUCCCUGCGUGGGAAACUUGCUAAUGGGGGCGCAUAUGCGAUGGCUAGUGACGGACUGAUGCGCAGUUUAAAGGAUACGCCGCAAUUAAUGGAAGAAGUACUAAGUGUGUAUCAAGAAAGUUUACAAUGGGUAUGGUGGAUUGCUAUUCCAUUCGGUGGUAUUGGUCUUCUUCUUUGCAUACCAAUUAGGCAACUGGCGCUUAGCGAGGAUUUGCAAACUGAGUUUGGAUUGCAACAAGGGGCAGCCGGGGAGGAAACAAGCCGUAACGUCAACAUUCCGCUACAGACCUCUGCCCGAGUGCUUGCCCAGCAGCAAGGCGCAGCGGAGACUUAA